Messenger RNA from Rotaria sp. Silwood2, 828 nucleotides. The record is from the annotation of a GenBank genome assembly. Lineage: Eukaryota; Metazoa; Rotifera; Eurotatoria; Philodinida; Philodinidae.
AUGACGUCAUAUGUACAACAAGAAAAACCGCAAUAUAUACAGAAAAGAAGAAUAACCACGUCACGUACAUUUGUCAAUGGAGAAAUGACAGCAAUGAAUCAUCUAAAGAAAAGAAAAUCAAUUGCUGAAACAAAUUACCAGGUACUUGACACAAAUGAUAUUGAUUCAAAUAAGAAUACAAAUCAACAACAACAAUAUCAAGAUGACCAUCAAUCAAAAUUGUCAAUCUGUAGUCAUGCUCCACAUUAUGCCGUUGAACAACAUUUACCACCUAUAAAUAUAAAAUGGGAACCAAAAAUACAUGAUAAAAAAAUUGCUACUAAUCUUAUAGAAGAAUUAUUCACUAUGAUUAAAAAAAGCUUUCGGAAACAAAAUACUAAAUAUACAAAGCCUCUCGGCUGUGAUUACUGGUUUAUUGAUCGAGAUAGUAACAUGCAAUGUUAUACUCGCGAAAUCGAAUUAUUCGUUUUCCCGUGUGGUCUCCAAAAUGACCCCAGCCAAUUGUCAAACACAACAAUCAAUCCGAACCUUUCAAAACGACUACCUCCACAACGAUCAAUAAUUCUCAAAUAUUUACUAGGUGAUAUCAAUAUUGAUGACAUUAAACUUGGAAUAUCAUCGAAAUACCAAUCAAUAUUCAACGUAGAAGAAAUGCGAGGAACCAUAGGAGAAAGAAGUCGAUGCGUACACAUUGAUUUAACUGCUCAUGAUGAGUACAUGCGUAUUUUAUAUGCGGAAGUAAUGACAAUCGGUGAUUUACUACUUGAAGUAUCUGAAUUCCUAGCGCCGCCUCGAUGGGUGGGUGUGGGUGUGGGUGUGGAUGGAUGA